Messenger RNA from Paramecium octaurelia, 1191 nucleotides. The record is from the annotation of a GenBank genome assembly. NCBI's taxonomy places the organism in Eukaryota, Ciliophora, Oligohymenophorea, Peniculida, Parameciidae.
AUGAUAUAAUUAUUUAUCAUUCUAACACUUGCUUUUUCUAAGCCACUAAAUCCCAAAAAAGUCAUAUAUGCUAUUAAUUGUGGUGCACCAUCUAAUUAUAAAAGUCCUUCAGGAAUCCAAUAUGAAAAAGUAUUUUGCUUUAAUAUUAUUACCAAGGAUAUACAAACAGAUCCUGAAACAGUGGUGGCAGAUUACAGUUUGAAUUCGGAGGUGUCGAGUCAGCAAAUCAAAUAUACAAGAGAGCCUGAGAUCUAUUUAACAGAAAGACAUGCAUACAAAUCAUUCUCAUAUCAGAUUCCAUUGUAAAAAGAAGGCACAUACACUUUGAUUCUUAAAUUUGCCGAAGUAUUCAAUAAAUAUAAUGAAAGAUGUACUUUGAUACUAAAGGAAAGAGAGUUUUUCAUGUUAAAUUUGGACAAUAGAGAGUCAUUGAAAAACUUGAUGUUGUGGCUAAGGUUGGAAAGUUUGCUUCAAAUGAUGAAUAUGUAGAGUUUGAAUAUGUAGCUGGUCAAGUAUUCCAUAAUGUAAAUUUACCUUUAUAUACGAUAGAAUGUUUUGUGUGUGGAUGCAGUUUAGGAUGGCAAAUUAUAAGUGAAUCUUGAAAAAACAAAGUUUGAUAACCCAUACAUUCAUGGUAUAGUUUUGUAUGCAGGUGGAAUCAGUGAAACGGAUUAUGAUGAAUAUCAAUACAUGAAGGACAAUUGGGAGAAGGUUAUUAAUGAAGAGAAGAUUAAGGAAGAACUUGAGAGAUAGAAGAAAUCUGAAGCCAAGGUUAAAAGAAAGGAGAGAGUCAAAAUUAGAAAUGAUCACUUAAAUGAAUUAGAAAAUGAAUUUGAAGUUGAUGAUUAGACAUAGAAUUCUUCUGCUCCUGUUGUUAAAAAAGGGGGAUUAAGAAACUUAAUUACAAGUCCAUUUGGUACAGCAGGGUUGUUCUUUUCAUUUUUUAUUGGAAUGUCGAUUCUUAAGAAGGUGACUUCUACCAUUUCAAAUGUAAUUCCCAAAUUAUAUCAAUUUAGGCUAAAAUUAAAGGAUUUGAAAAGGAGACUACUGAAACAAAACCUAAACAAGAGAAAUAACCAAAAGAAAAGAGUGAUGAAAAAAAGAAUAAACCUAAGGAUACAAAAGAGAAAUCUAAAGCAAAAUAAUAAUGAUGAGUUAUAAUUUGUUCAAAUAUAUUAUGUUAUUGCACAC